This is a messenger RNA of Trifolium pratense (red clover), 1701 nucleotides long. RefSeq names its product cyclin-A2-2-like. Gene Ontology annotation, biological process: mitotic cell cycle phase transition; regulation of cyclin-dependent protein serine/threonine kinase activity. The record is from RefSeq and is a predicted model, not a curated record. NCBI's taxonomy places the organism in Eukaryota, Viridiplantae, Streptophyta, Magnoliopsida, Fabales, Fabaceae. The coding region runs from base 159 to 1415 and encodes 418 amino acids. Gene Ontology annotation, molecular function: cyclin-dependent protein serine/threonine kinase regulator activity. The transcript has 12 exons. Gene Ontology annotation, cellular component: nucleus; cyclin-dependent protein kinase holoenzyme complex; cytoplasm.
CGUGGCUCCCGCUCACCCUAUUCUCACGCUCUCUCCUCCGCUUUUAUUAUCACUCUCACUCUCAUUUCUUCUUCUUCUUCUACUUCCACACAUUUUCCUCUGUACUUCACUUUCUCUCUCAUCUUUCUCUCUCUCUCUCUACAAUCUCUGAAUUUUCAAUGAGAGAAAAGAAAAUGAAUAAGGAAAAUGGUGAGAAUGUGAGAGUGACUAGAGCAAGGGCUAGAGCCAUGGAAGCAGCUUCAGGAAAUGGAGAAGCUGUUGGAUUGAGAGAUAUAACCAACAUUUCAACAAAAUCUCAUCAUAAGCGUUUUCAAACCUCGAAUUUUCAGAAGAGUGAAGGUAAUAAGAAGAGAAAGACCAAGGUAGCUUCACAAGAUCAUAUCCCCUUACAAGUUGUGACAACCAAAGAGGAUGCUAAGACAGAGUUAGCCGAAGAUUCAUCAAUAAUGAUGGAAAAGUCACUGCAAGUGCAACCUUCUGUGGAAAAUCCCCCGCUUUCAAUGCAGGAUUCUGUCAGCUCUCCGGAUAAAGACAUAAGUAUUAUAUGUGAGAAACUGAGAGACUCAGUUGACUUGGGAAUUGUGGACAUUGAUUCAAAGUUAAAGGAUUCACUUGUUUGGACUUCUUAUGCUCCUGAUAUAUACAAUAGUAUUCAUGUUAGAGAGUGUGAAAGGAGACCAUCAGCUGAUUACAUGGAAAAGUUGCAGCAAGACAUCACUCCAACUAUGCGGGGAAUUCUGGUUGAUUGGCUUGUGGAGGUUACUGAGGAAUAUCAGCUAGUUCCAGACACACUUUACCUUGCUGUGAAUCUCAUUGAUCGAUUCCUUUCUCAACGUUUGGUUACAAAACAAAUGCUCCAGUUGCUUGGUAUCACUUGCAUGCUGAUUUCAUCCAAGUAUGAAGAGAUUUUGGCUCCUCCAUUACAAGAUUUUUGCGACAUCACAGAUAAUACAUACUCGAAACAACAGGUCUUGAAAAUGGAGAAAGAGGUUCUCAAUCUCCUGCAUUUCCAAUUAGCUGUUCCUACAAUCAAAACAUUUCUCAGGAGGUUCAUUGUUGUAGCACAAUCUUCUUUCAAGGUUGUUUAUGAUGAACUGGAAUUCAUUGCAAAUUAUUUAGGAGAACUUGCUCUUAUUGAAUACAGCUUCUUGCAGUUUCGACCUUCCAAGAUAGCUGCAUCUGCGGUUUUUCUUGGCAGAUGGACCCUCGACCAGUCAGAACAUCCCUGGAAUCCAACUCUAGAGCACUAUACAAAUUACAGAGCAUCUGAGCUGAAAACUACUGUCCUUGCACUGCUGGAUUUGCAACUUAAUACCAAAGGUUGUUGUCUGACUGGUGUACGCGAAAAAUAUAACCAACAGAAGUUUCAAAGUGUGGCGAACUUGAUUCCGAAACCUGUGGAAUCUCUUUUCUAGGUUCAACUGUAAAAGGCUAGAGACUAAAGAAUGACUUUAGGAAUUUCUGAAUCAACAUAUAUGGAAGGUGAGAUUAUGUCUAGCAGUAGUUAUUAUGACAUCAAAUUGAUGUUAUUAUUCAUUUCCAACUAUGGUCUAUUCUGUAGUUGUGAUUUGUAGGAUGGUACCAAUCUCUGGUGCUUCUUAAUUUUAUUGUAGUGAAUGAUACAAUGACAAUAGAGAAUUGUAUUAAUAAUGUUACUUUUGUGUUGUAACAAUUUAAUAAUGUUACUUAUGUGUUGUAACA